AUGGGAGAAUCCAAGUUUGUCGCCUUGGCAUUUCUACUGGUUUGUUCAGUUCUCCAAAGGGUGUGGUCACAUGGAGAGCAGCAUCUUUCAAAAGUUGCCGUUCAUAAGGCAACAGUAUCACUGCUUGACCUUGCUUACAUCAAAGCUUCUCCAGCUAUUCUUGGACAACAAGGGCAAACUGCCGAGUGGGUAACCCUAGAGUACAGUUCUCCAAUUCCAUCAGUGGAUGAUUGGAUUGGAGUAUUCUCUCCUGCAAACUUUAGUUCUUCCACAUGUCCAAAAGAAAAUCGUAGACUCUAUCCACCACUACUGUGUUCUGCGCCCAUUAAGUAUCAAUAUGCAAAUUACUCAAGCCCCUUAUACAAAGUAAAUGGAAAAGGGUUUCUGAAGCUUCAGCUGAUCAAUCAGAGAUCAGAUUUCUCAUUUGCACUAUUUUCUGGUGGCUUGUCAAACCCAAAGCUAGUGGCAGUGUCAAAUAAAAUAGCUUUUGCUACUCCAAAUGCUCCAGUUUACCCUCGCCUGGCACUAGGAAAGUCAUGGAAUGAGAUGACUGUAACAUGGACAAGUGGAUAUGGGAUCAGUCAUGCCGAACCUUUGGUUCAAUGGAGUCCAAAAGGAGGGGAUCAUAUGCAUUCACCUGCUGAGACACUGACUUUCACUAGUGAAAGCAUGUGUGGUGCACCAGCAAGAACAGUGGGAUGGCGUGACCCUGGAUACAUACACACCAGUCAUCUAAAAGAACUGUGGCCCAACAGAAUAUAUGAGUACAAGGUAGGACACAAAUUAAACAAUGAUACAUAUAUCUGGAGCGGAAACUAUCAGUUCAGAGCACCUCCUUUUCCUGGACAGAAGUCCUUACAACGUGUAGUCAUAUUUGGAGAUAUGGGAAAGGAGGAAGUUGAUGGUUCCAAUGAAUACAACAAUUUCCAGUAUGGGUCAAUUAACACUACUCAGCAGCUUAUCCAGGACUUGAAAAACAUUGACCUUGUUUUCCAUAUUGGAGAUAUAUGUUAUGCAAAUGGUUACCUUUCUCAGUGGGAUCAAUUUACAGCACAGGUGGAGCCAAUUGCAUCAGCGGUGCCUUACAUGAUUGCAAGUGGGAACCAUGAGCGAGACUGGCCUGGAACAGGAUCCUUUUAUGAGAACAUGGAUUCUGGAGGAGAAUGUGGUGUGUUGGCACAGACUAUGUUCUACACCCCUGCUUCAAACAGGGCUAAGCUUUGGUAUGGUAAUAUGGCCUCCAUUUGA
Molecule: messenger RNA, 1248 nt
Organism: Sphenostylis stenocarpa
Lineage: Eukaryota; Viridiplantae; Streptophyta; Magnoliopsida; Fabales; Fabaceae
Source: the annotation of a GenBank genome assembly